CUCUUGUCUAGGCCUGCGACAUGACGAUCGAGCAUAUCCUUUCCAUCACCAUAUAUUUGCUCUUAGACACGAUAGUUGUUUAACCUCCUAGACGGUGUGAUGAUAGCGCACGGGGGUCGCAGUUCGCUCCGCUUGGCUAGUGCUCGCCGAUUAGGACUAUUCCCGUGCCUUUGCCCAUGACUCGAACUAUAGGAACAUUGCGCGAGAGAAACUGUUCAGUGCCGGUGGUCCCCCGUUCAGCGAUGCUGCUCCAUUGCCCAAAGCUUGAAACAAGUCCUCGUACGAUGAAGCACACGUGGCCGCAGACUGCCUAUCAUGACGAAUUCAGCACAGGCGUUUCUGAACCUGGCUUGUAAGGGUGUCGUUUCCUUUCUAACUCUUUCUGCGUCAGUAGUGUUCGAACAGGGCGAACGGCCGAGGGUAAUGCCAAUGUGUUAGACCUCAACUCGACUUGAACGGCUUAUAUUAGUUGUCUCUGUCUGAAU
Molecule: messenger RNA, 485 nt
Organism: Baudoinia panamericana UAMH 10762
Lineage: Eukaryota; Fungi; Ascomycota; Dothideomycetes; Mycosphaerellales; Teratosphaeriaceae
Exons: 1
Coding region: 177-356 (59 amino acids)
Source: RefSeq, a predicted model, not a curated record